AUGUCAACCGCCAGCCGCCAAGAUCGGUUCAGUCGCGGCCUGGCCAGCCGGACCAGCCGAAACGGCACGGCACAAGGGGCCCCACCUGUGGAGCACGUGCCGAUCAGCGACACGUCGAGAGGUGAAGCACUGCGGCGCGGGAUCGAGGAUCACGUGCGUCAAGCGGAUCCCCUUAUCGGGAAUCGAAGAGCGCCCGCGCAGGCGCGGCGGCCCGAGCCGGCCGGCGCGGGACCGGGGGCUCCUUACUGUUCGGGAGAGAAAGUGCCGGGUUCAGAGGAGAGGAAUAGUGGUGAGAAGAGAGAAGUAAGGGAGGAAGUGAGGAUGGAAGAGCUGGGAAGAGAGUUAAGGAAAUUGAGGUGGGAAAUGACAAGGCGACUGAGGGAAGUCAGAGAGAGGCUAAGAGGCUUGGAAGAGAGGUUAGAGGCGCUGGAAGGAGAAGGUCUGAGACGGGAAGAAGAGAUAGCAGGAGAGAGGGAGGAGCUGAGGAGUAUGCGGAAAGCAAGAGGAAGAGGCAAUGGAAAAGAGGAAGCGCAAAACGACAGUGACGAAGAAAGAGAGAUGGAGAAGAAGAGGAUCGGACAGGACGACAGAAGAGAGGGAAGGAGAAGGGAAAAGGAACAGUCAGAUAAAGAGAAGAGGGAGGAGAAGAUGGGGGAAGGCGAGAACGAGAGAAGAGAAGAGAGAGGAGAGGAAGGGAAAGGGCGGAAGGACAGAGACGAGGAGAGCUGGUGGCAGGAGACGAGAAGAAAAGAAGAGGAGGAGAGGCGAGGGGGCGAGGAGAGAAGCGAGAAGGAAGGAAGCAGCCAAGAUGGGAGGAGAGUGAAGGAGGGACAGGCAGGAGGAGCUGGCAGAGAGGAGAGGAAGAGCGCAAGGAGAGCGGAGGAGGAGGAUGGGGAGAAAAUGGGAACUGUGAUGGUAAAGGUGGGAGGGGGGUAG
Monomorium pharaonis (pharaoh ant) is the source of this 936-nucleotide messenger RNA. RefSeq names its product vicilin-like seed storage protein At2g18540. The record is from RefSeq and is a predicted model, not a curated record. The transcript is spliced from 2 exons. NCBI's taxonomy places the organism in Eukaryota, Metazoa, Arthropoda, Insecta, Hymenoptera, Formicidae. Bases 1 to 936 code for a protein of 311 amino acids.